CCAAUGUGGCUACUGCCUUGUAUAUCUGCUCCAUGUAUUGUAGCCAUUACGAGCUACUUUUUUGUAAAAUGGCCUUUUCAAACUCCACUCUUACGUGCAUUGAGACCACCUCGCCAAAAUGAGCCUUGACAGUCUCGCUCUCCUAGAUAUCUUCCACUCUCUGUUCUCCUCUCGCACAUUCUCCAAGCUGAUCACACAGUCUCCAUACCCCUGCCUACUCUAUAUCUCCACCAGUUAUUUUUUGUUAUUCAGCUCUGGCCAUGAGUUCAACCUUUGACAUAGUAUACAAUACGCUUGUGGAUAACAAGCUCUCGGUCAGCUUCUUCAAUUCUAUCGGGCUCCCACGACUGGCCCCGUACUGGCCGUGUAUCCUUAUGGCUGCCGCAGCUUUCCAGCUGAUCUAUCUAGUUGUGGGCAUGCUUACAUCACUCAUCUUUUCGGGAAUGUGGGCGCGUCUGACCAAGGUGCAAAAAUACAAGUGGUGUGUCCGGAAGGCAUCGAUUGCUCACGCCGUCUUUAUUGUGACCCAAGCACUGGUAAUUAUUGCCAACAUGGAUCUCAGGAGGGAUCCAGUCCACGGCACGGAUCCAGUUGCUGAAAAGGCGUUCACUGUCACAAACCUGCACGUAAACGGCUGGGGCUUCAUGAUUCCACGCUGUGCUUACUAUGGCGCGUGCUUCAUGAUGUUUGAAGUCAGUACAAUCUUCCUCAACAUCCAUCUGGGUCUCAAUGACCUCGGAUGGACCGACUAUGUUGUCUCGAGCUUCUUCUUUGCGCGCCUGGUCUAUGGUACCAUGCUGACCAUCAAUGUCUGGCGCGAGUUGAGAAACACAACCAUCCCGAUCAGCCCGCUCGCCUCGGCAUACAUUCGACUUUCCAACCUGGUGCUGUUGACAAUGAGCUAUUACUGGUUCUACCUCAUCAUCAAGGAGACCAAGAACACGAUGGACAAGAAGGAGAAGAAAGAAAAGGCAUAAACUGAUACCAAGUGACAGAGAAAAGCUGCUUGUUCUGAAGCUUCUCGGUGGUAGGCAUGGCGUAGACAAAUAUCUUCAGAAUCAAGCAUCAUCAUUUCAUUUCCCACACAAAAGCGUUUAAAUACAACCAAGUCACCAC
Messenger RNA from Linderina pennispora, 1116 nucleotides. RefSeq lists its product as uncharacterized. Lineage: Eukaryota; Fungi; Kickxellomycota; Kickxellomycetes; Kickxellales; Kickxellaceae. Gene Ontology annotation, cellular component: endoplasmic reticulum; membrane. The record is from RefSeq and is a predicted model, not a curated record. Gene Ontology annotation, biological process: lipid homeostasis. The coding region runs from base 375 to 977 and encodes 200 amino acids. The transcript is spliced from 5 exons.